AUGCGCUCCGAUUCAGGAGAAGUCCAGUACGACGGCUUCGAGUACAACUGGAUGUUCCGGCAACACAACUGGCGUGCCCAGGUUGGCUCAUUCAACGCCGGUGGUUGGGUCAGGAGGCGUCGCUGGAUUCGUCUUAUGGUCCGCCCUGCCAAGCCACGCAAGGCAGACAACGAUGGUUUCGAAACGCCAUCGACGACCAGUUUCAAAGCCCCAGAACCCAAGAGGCAUCGUCACUCCAUGGCCUCAUCGUUCCCGCCUUCCAUUGGAACGGGUGGUACAAACGUUACCGACCAAUGGACACAACUCGACCCUGAUGACGUAUGGCUCGGAGGUGACGUUGAGGCGGACUGGCAGCGCUGUCGCGCCGUCAUGAAGCGCAUUGGUCGAGACGGUCGUAAAUUGGACCUGUGGCGCCUUUGGCUCGGUUUCCAUCACCCCGAACAUAAAGACAAAUUUGUCGACGAUGAACCCGCCAGGAGAAGGGAGAAACAAUGGACAGAAGACGACGAGCCUUUACCUUCUGAAGUUGUAGCCGCCGAUAUCCUAUCUAGAGAAACUAUUGCAAUGGUCCCCAAGCAUCACGUUACAGCCGUUCUCCGCGAGCAUGGUCAGCAAAUCCUUCAUCUCUUCGUGUUCCCAGACUCGCGGGCUCAGUUCCUGAAGUUGCUUGGUCACGCCGGUCUUCUUCCUGAAGUGAACAUCGGUCUUGGGAUUGGAUUCGGCUCGACAGAAGUCGAAUUUUGGAGUUAUGCGAGCGGUCUAGGAGAACUGGAUGGCGCAGACAAAUUGCUGACAACCAGCGCGUCAGCUGCCCGGCUGGGUUCCGAAAGCCCCUCCAAACGAUCCCUGGCAGCCGCAUAG
Messenger RNA from Cyclocybe aegerita, 861 nucleotides. The record is from the annotation of a GenBank genome assembly. Lineage: Eukaryota; Fungi; Basidiomycota; Agaricomycetes; Agaricales; Hemipholiotaceae.